AUGGCAGUCGGGGAGAACGUGGCGUUCCAACUCAUCAACUACCCAUCUCAACCACCGCAAGCAAUCAGCUGGGAAUUUAGAGGACACAGGGAGGUUACAAUCUUCCUUUCAAUUGGUCAUGUAGAGCUGCCACAUAGUGAGUACGCUGCUAGAAUCUCUGUGAACAAAGCCACAGCUUCACUGGAGCUCAGGAACCUGACUCUCAAUGACACUGGGGAGUACACUCUGAGCAUCACCAUUAGUGGUGUACAACAACGGGGGACAACAUCACUAGGAGUGUUCGAGAAAAUAUCUACGUCUCCCAUCAUAAGCACUGGGGGCACCCUCAUAACUGGCAAGAGCUCUGUCAACUUGACCUGUGAUGCUCAAGGCACCAUCAUCACCAGAGAGUGGACCAAGGAUGGAAAACCUCUGUCUCCUAGCAACAGCACCACCUUCCUUGAGGAGAACAGAACACUGUCCAUCAAUCCAGUAGAAAAGGGGGACAAUGGACAGUACACCUGCACAGUCAGCAAUCCGAUCGGCUCUGUUAGUGAGAAUUACAACCUUGUGGUCAAUUAUGGGCCCCUGAGCGUCCACAUCGGUCCGUCCCAUGAGGCAACAUCUGGGAAUAGAGUGUCUCUUGACUGCUCUGCUGACUCUGUUCCAACUGCCAGUUUUACCUGGAUGUUCAACAAGACUAAAAUAGGAGACAAGUCACAGCUAGUCAUUGAGAGAGUCGACCAGAGCCAUGCUGGGAUGUACACCUGCACAGCUUGGAACAGCAUCACUGCUCUCGGGUUAUCAGGAGAGCAUAUGCUGAGAGUAAAUGGUAUGUCGGUAACCGAUUACAUUGCUAGAGAAUCAUAA
This is a messenger RNA of Sardina pilchardus (European sardine), 849 nucleotides long. RefSeq names its product carcinoembryonic antigen-related cell adhesion molecule 1-like. Bases 1 to 849 code for a protein of 282 amino acids. The transcript is spliced from 3 exons. NCBI's taxonomy places the organism in Eukaryota, Metazoa, Chordata, Actinopteri, Clupeiformes, Clupeidae. The record is from RefSeq and is a predicted model, not a curated record.